AUGUUCAUUUUGAACUUCAAAGACAAUGCAGAGCUACAGUAUUUAGGCUGUUUGAGAGCUGUGCAUUUCAAGGAAGAAGACUUCACAAGUGGGUUGAAGCCUUUAUAUACAGCCAGUGAAGAGUGUGGCCUGAGCGAGACCACGCACACUAACCUAAAUGAAGUGAAUGAUAAGGUUGUGCUGGCACAGACGCCUCCAUGUUUGGACAUUGAUGUAAGUGUUGUAAGCAAGCCAGUGCCAUUGGGGUUAUACAACCAUGAAGUGAAAGAUGAAAAUGUGUUAGAGUCAGUUCCUUCAGAGACAUUGUGUUUAAACAGUGCAGAGUGGGGUGUGAAGGCAAUGCUGACCGGUCUGUACAACAAUGAAGUGAAGGAUGAGGUUGUGCCGGAGUCUAGGCUUUCACAGACACCCUUAUUUCCAGACAGUGUUAAGCGUGAAGUGAGUGAGGCAGCCAUGUGUACUGACCUUAAUAAUGAGUUUGUUCCGCCGAUGUUCCUGGCUUCACAAACUCCCUUAUGUUCGGACGGAACAGAUAUUGUCAAGCAUGAGGUUAUGCUGCCAGAGUCUAUGCAUUUACAAGCCUUAAGUUCAGACAGUGUUGAGCGUGGAGUGAACGGGGCAGUCAUGCGGAUUGGCCUGUGCGACCAUGAAGUUAAGAAUGAGGUUAUACCAGAGUCCAUGCCUUUACAAAAUAGCGCAGAUGGAGUGAGUGAGGCAGCUAUGCUGGCUGGCCUGUACAACGACCAUAUUGUCAAGGAUGAGCUUGUGUUAGGGCCGGAGCACCCACAUAGGCCUGAUGCAAUACUGACGGUUCCCAGCUGGCUGUUAACGGGCGACUGGUCUGCAUCAACAUCAACAAACCCGCGUACUCGCGGCCUAAGACAGCUUAAAAGGUGCUCUGUCAGACCAAAACGCCUCCAACACCACGAGGCGCUCACCGACCACCGAGGAACCAAGCUGAACUCCCAUACUGACGGGACUCAAGAGGUUAAAGACUUUACUCAUGACAGAAAAGAGAGAGGAAAAAGAGAAUCUAUAUGUAGUCUUUGUGGUGAGGUGUUUGGUCUGAAAUCAGAUUUGAUGAAACAUAUCAUGAGACAUAUACAUAUGCCUAGAAGGAAGGAGGAAGAGAGAAACAGCAUCUCUGAUUGUGAGAAAUUGAAGUCUUCGAUGCGUGACUGCUGGGUGAGACUCGAGCGCCGUGUCACGAUUCAUCGCGAGCUCGAAACCAAGAACGUAGAAUCAAGCAAACAGGAAACUGUAUCACAUCAGGAUAGUGUACCAAGGCAGGAUACUGUACCAGGACAAAUAACUGUACCACAACAGGAAACUGUAUCACGGCUGGAUAGUGUACCACGACAGAUAACUGUACCACAACAGGUAACCGUAUCACGGCAGGAUAGUGUACCACGACAGAUAACUGUACCACAACAGGAAACUGUAUCACGGCUGGAUAGUGUACCACGACAGAUAACUGUACCACAACAGGAAACUGUAUCACGGCUGGAUAGUGUACCACGACAGGAUAGUGUACUACGCCAGGAUAGUGUACCACGACAGAUAACUGUACCACAACAGGAAACUGUAUUACGGCAGGAAAUGCACUCCGACGCUAUCCAACUUACUAACACAAACACAUACGCGUGCGACACAUGCGGUGAAACAUUUAAAAAUAAAAAAGGCUUAAAUAGUCAUAGUAGGGUGCAUCUAAGUAAGGUUCACAUAUUACCUAAUAAAUCAGAAUUAAACCGCAAAAGCGGUACUGGUAAAAAGUCCUAUGUCUGCGAAUUUUGCAACAAAGUUUUAAAAUGUAAACGUUCUAAAUACAGACACGAAUUAGCACACAAAGGAGUGAAACCAUAUUCUUGUAACAUAUGUAAAAAAUCGUUUGCAAGAGCAGACUACGUAAAGCUUCAUACACGGACGGUACACCGUAUUGACGAAAAAACGUGUGAUAUAUGUCAAAAGAAGUUCAAGCAUUCAGAUGGUUUAAAGACCCAUAAACUAUUAAUUCACAGUCACAACAGGAAAUCAUACUCUUGCGAAAUUUGUGGAAAGCAAUUUAUAGGUUUGGGCAAUUUUAAGAGACAUAAACAGAUUCAUAUAGCAGAACGUAAAUACCAGUGUGAAAUAUGCAAUAAGAAGUUUACUAUAAAGGCUUCGCUAAGUAGACAUCAACUAGUUCACACUGGUGAGAAGCCUUACGCUUGUGAAAUCUGUAGAAGGCAGUUUUCACUAUUACAUGUUUUAAAAGUUCAUAAACUAAUUCAUAUGGGAGAAAAGCCGUAUUCGUGUCAAAUAUGUAAAAAACAGUUUUCACAAUUAUCUAGUUUAAGCUUACAUAAACGCCUUCACGAGGGUAUAAAACGUUACAUUUGUGAAAUCUGUUCAAAAGCGUUCAUGCACAUGAGUACUUUAAAGAAACAUAAACUUAUUCACAUAGGUGUGAAAACACAUCUUUGUGAAAUAUGUGACAGACGCUUUUUGCUAGUGGAUACUUUAAAACAACAUAUAAAAACACAUUCUGGGAUAAAACCCUUCUCGUGCGAAAUAUGUAAGAGGGCAUUUAUGACCUCUUCUUAUUUAAAAAAACACAAACGAAUUCACAGGUGAAAAGCCUUACUGUUGUGAAAUAUGUCUAAAAUGUUUUGCACAGCGGAGAACUUUGAAGAGUCAUAUACUUUUACACGCAAAAGAGAAGCCGUUUUCGUGCGAUACGUGCAAAAAGGCGUUUCAUCGGAAAUAUCACUUAAUCGUACAUUUAAGGACUCACGAGAGAUAGAUUGCUCAUGAAACACGUCAUUAUGUGCCGUUCACUAAUGAAAUAAUGAACCGUGACUCUGGCCAAAGAGGGAUUCGAACCCACAUGUUAAGAUUGCCGGUCCAUCGCGCUACCGAUCCUAGGACGUGGGCCAUGUGGGUUCGAAUUCCCCAUUGACCAGAGUUAAUUAUAGUUCAUUCAUCGUGUCAGAUCUGUGUGUUAAGCUUUUUAACAAAUUGCCUGAUCGCCUUAAAGAGUUGAACGCCAAAGCACUAAAACCAAGGCUUUAUAAGUGGCUAACUGAAAAACACUUGUAUAAUAUUAAUGACAUUUUAAAUUGACGGUUCCUUUAAUUAAUGAAAUUGUUCUAAGUUUUAGUAUUGACAUUUAAAUUAUGUUGUAUGUACAGUCAAGGGCAUAAAUAUAUAUACAUUCCUAAAGUUUAAAAAAUAUGUGUACAUUAGACAAUAAAGUCGUGUUCACAUAUUUGUGUGGAUCGAUAUUUUUGCCUUCGACUGUACCUGUCCAUUUUGUCUAAUGUUGUAUAUCCUAGAGUUUAGGGUGUAAAUUUGCAUGCUACUAUGUUGUUAAUCAUGUGUUACCUAAUAACAUUAGCAUA
Cydia strobilella is the source of this 3380-nucleotide messenger RNA. RefSeq names its product zinc finger protein 682-like. Gene Ontology annotation, biological process: regulation of DNA-templated transcription. Bases 1 to 2613 code for a protein of 870 amino acids. The record is from RefSeq and is a predicted model, not a curated record. Gene Ontology annotation, molecular function: DNA-binding transcription factor activity, RNA polymerase II-specific; RNA polymerase II cis-regulatory region sequence-specific DNA binding. The transcript is spliced from 4 exons. NCBI's taxonomy places the organism in Eukaryota, Metazoa, Arthropoda, Insecta, Lepidoptera, Tortricidae.